AUGGUGCUUAUUAAAGACAUUGAUAUUUAUUCACUUUGCGAACAUCAUCUGGUACCCUUUUUUGGUAAAGUAUCAGUUGGCUAUCUACCGAAAGAUCGAGUCAUUGGAUUGAGUAAAGUUGCGAGAAUCGUCGAGAUCUUUAGUCGUCGUCUUCAAGUGCAAGAACGCUUAACGCGACAAAUUGCAGAAGCUAUCGACGAAGCUAUUCAACCACAAGGUGUUGCUGUUAUUGUCGAAUGUGUACAUAUGUGCAUGGUCAUGCGUGGAGCGGAAAAAGUCAAUACACGCACAACAACAUCGGCUAUGAUUGGCAUCUUCCUCACGGAUGCCAAGGCACGCGAAGAAUUUUUGAUGCUUGGUCACACUCGUUCCCUAUGA
Adineta ricciae is the source of this 378-nucleotide messenger RNA. The record is from the annotation of a GenBank genome assembly. Lineage: Eukaryota; Metazoa; Rotifera; Eurotatoria; Adinetida; Adinetidae.